CCGCCCUUGCCUUCACUCCAGCUUUACCUUUCUCUCUCUCCCUCUCUCACCCCGUUUCGUGUAGCUUCGGCCUCUCUCUUUCCUCUAUAAACCCUGGAGUUCGGUCUCUCUUCCUCUCUCUAGACUCCGUCAGGAUGGAGUAGACAAAGCAAUUCUCUGCUUUGGUUUUCAAAUAUAUAUCAGAAUGGGAGUCAAUAUUUUUUAAAUAUAUCAUACAUUGAAGGAUUUGGGAAUAUAAUUAUUCUCCAUGGGGGGAGCUUGCUCAAGGAAGAGAGACCACCUGGUGGAUGAGGGUGAUUCUCGAAGAGGAGCCACAGGAAGGUACUCAAAAAGUGGUAGUUCUAAGUGGUUGUUAUUGUCACUUCCUCGAUGUGCCUCUGAUGUUACUCUGAAGGGACAAGGAAAGUGCCCAUCCCUUAUUGAACUUUGUGUAGCUAGAAUCCGGGAGGAUAUAAAGAACUAUAGUAGCUUCUCUAUGCUACCAAAGGACAUAAGCCAACAAAUAUUUAAUGAAUUGGUGGAAUCUCAUUGUCUUAGUGAAUCGUCUCUUGAUGCCUUUCGGGACUGUGCUCUUGAGGAUUUCUAUUUGGGAGAAUAUCCAGGUGUAAAGGAUAGUUGGAUGGAUGUUAUUACUUCUCAAGGGAAAUCUUUGUUGUCACUUGAUAUUUCUUGUUCGGAUGUUACGGAUUCUGGGUUGGUUCUUCUCAAAGGCUGUUCUAAUCUGCAGAGUUUGAAAUUUGAUUACUGUGAUCAGAUUUCAGAAGAUGGUCUGGGGAACAUCUGUGGUCUUUCAAAUUUGACCUCCUUGAGUUUUAAGAAAAGUACUGCAAUCAGUGCAGAAGGUAUGAAAGCAUUUGCAAGCUUAGUUAACUUGGUAAAUUUGGACCUUGAGAGAUGCUUAGGCAUCCAUGGUGGUCUGAUUCAUUUGAAAGAUUUAAGCAAACUUGAGACUCUUAAUAUAAGAUACUGCAAUUCCGUAAGAGAUGCAGACCUAAAACCUCUGUCAGGGCUUACAAACUUGAAAGAGUUGCAAAUGUCUUGUUGUAGAGUUACAGAUGCCGGUAUUGCUCAUCUUAAUGGUUUAUCUAAGCUUGCUCUGCUGAACUUGGAAGGAUGCCCAGUCACUGCUGCUUGUUUGGAAUAUAUUUCAGCAGGGUUUGCUUCAUUACUAUAUUUGAAUCUUAGUAGAUGUUGUAUAUCGGAUGAUGGCUGCGAGAGGUUUUCUGGUCUAGGAAAGUUAAAAAUUCUAAACCUGGGGUUCAAUCCCAUCACGGACAAAUGUUUGGCGCAUCUGAAGGAUCUAAUUAAUCUGGAGAGCUUAAACUUGGAUUCUUGCAAGAUUGGUGAUGGAGGUUUAUUAAACUUGAAAGGCCUUCUUCAUUUGAAAAGCUUAGAGUUGUCAGACACGGAAGUCGGAAAUAGUGGGCUUCGUCAUCUUUCUGGUUUGUGCAACUUGGAGAAUAUCAAUCUCUCUUUUACUUCAGUGAGCGACGGUGGUUUGAGAAAGUUGUCAGGACUGACAUCCCUUAGAUCACUUAAUCUGGAUAACCGACUAAUCACAGAUGCAGGCCUAUCAUCACUUUCAACUCUUACUGGGUUAACUCAUCUUGAUCUUUUUGGAGCUCGUAUAACAGACUCCGGAACAAACUGCUUUCGAAGUUUUAGAAAUCUGCGAUCACUUGAGAUAUGUGGUGGAUCGAUUACUGACAAUGGUGUGAAGAACAUAAAAGAUCUCAAGUCAUUGACCCUCUUAAAUCUGUCUCAAAAUGGCGACCUCACUGAUAAGACACUGGAGCUGAUUUCUGGAUUGACUGCAUUGGUUUCUCUGAAUGUUUCAAAUUCUCGUAUAACCAAUGCUGGACUUAAGCAUCUAAAACCAUUGAAGAACCUGAGAUCACUAUCUCUGGAAUCUUGCAAGGUCACUGCUGUUGAGAUCAAGAAGCUUCAGCUGGCUGCUCUUCCUAAUCUGGUUAAUUUUAGACCCGAGUAACUGAAGAGGAAUCUGUAAAUAUGGAAACUAAAAUAAAUCUGAAGUGUACAGACGUGGUGGUGUGUGUUUUAAGCGUUGAAAACCUUAUUGCGGGGAAGCAAAUCUCUUGCAGCAUAAGAAGUGAUGCUAGAAGGAAGUGUAGAUAUGCUUCCUCUGCGUGUGUGCAGCUGCUCAUUAUGUCUCAAUCCUGUAUAUAUUGUAAAUAUAGCGUAUUGGAAACUACCUAUGGGGGAUUUAAAUACACGUGAAGACCUUUUAAGACGUAUCUGAUGUUCUUGAUUCUGAUGGUUA
This is a messenger RNA of Asparagus officinalis (garden asparagus), 2281 nucleotides long. Its product is annotated as F-box/LRR-repeat protein 14. NCBI's taxonomy places the organism in Eukaryota, Viridiplantae, Streptophyta, Magnoliopsida, Asparagales, Asparagaceae. Gene Ontology annotation, molecular function: protein binding. The transcript is spliced from 16 exons. Gene Ontology annotation, cellular component: SCF ubiquitin ligase complex. The record is from RefSeq and is a predicted model, not a curated record. Bases 248 to 1990 code for a protein of 580 amino acids. Gene Ontology annotation, biological process: SCF-dependent proteasomal ubiquitin-dependent protein catabolic process.